This is a messenger RNA of Didymodactylos carnosus, 1823 nucleotides long. The record is from the annotation of a GenBank genome assembly. Lineage: Eukaryota; Metazoa; Rotifera; Eurotatoria; Philodinida; Philodinidae.
AUGUUAAUUUUGUUAAUAACCAAUGUUAUUGUCCUUCCUGUAGCCAUCUCAUUUUUCAGUGAGGAUAUCCAUUCGGCAAAAUGGAUCGGAUUUAAUUUGGUAUCAGAUGCAUUUUUCUUAUUUGAUAUUGUUGUCAAUUUUAGAACAGGAGUGAUACGAAAUGAUUAUGUUGAUGAAAUUAUUUUGGAACCGAAAAAGAUUGCUAUUCAUUAUGCUAAAACUUGGUUUGCUGUUGAUUUACUAUCAUCUUUGCCUGUUGAUUAUAUCUUUUUAUUUAUUGAAACCGGUGAUGGAUCCUAUCAAUUAGCGAGAACAGGACGAGCAAUCAAGGUGCUAAGAUUAGUCAAAUUAUUGAGUUUAUUAAGAUUGUUGAGAUUAUCAAGAUUAGUCAGAUAUAUUCAUCAAUGGGAAGAAGUAAGCAUAAAAAUAGUUUAUAUUAGACACUACGCAUGUGGAAAAUAUCGGUUUCUAAAUCAUUUCAAAACAUGUGACAAACUUUUUUUCUUUUGUAAUAACUCGUAGUAUUCUUGAACAAGAUCAUAUCAUACGCAUAUAUGACGAAAAUUUAUCACGUCUAGCAAUUCUUUCAUAUACAAUAUUCUAUGCAAGUCUAUACAUUGUACCGUUGGAAAUAACAUUGAGUUAGGUCGUACUUAGGCACGCGUAAAGCAUAGCUCCUGUCGUCAUCCGUGAAAGUGCAUGAAAUAUUGCAUAUAAACGAACUGCUAUUUAAAACAAAUUUUUACCAUACAAAGUAAUAUUUUUGAAAAAAACAUUUUUGUCGAUCAGUUGAAAAUCAUAGAAACGAAAGCAAGAGCAUUCUUAGGAAAGUGACCAGAAGUACUUACUUAUUUACAACAAAAUGUUUAAAAAUGUGUGACCAUAUAUUUAAUUCUUCUAUUUUGGACAUACAUUCAUUUAUUACAUAACCAAAUGUGAUGUCUUCGUCCGUGGUUAUUAAUAUUUCGUAGUUAAAAAAACUAUUAUUGGUUUUAAUCACGCAGCGGAGGAUUUUGUUUUUCUUUGCAUUCCCUUGCAUUGAACUUGUGCAAAACGCAUGUUCACACACUGAAAUAAAAAAGAAAAAACUCACAUGUCAAUACGCGGGAAAUAGUUGUCACGCUUGGAAAUACACUGAAAAAUAACUUUACACAUGAUUCUACGCAGGAUGCUGCGUAGGAUCAUGCAUGGAUAUUUUGAAACAUGUAUGGAAAUCUGUUUAGGAACAGUUUCUACAUGUUACCAUGUGUGAAAAUCGACUAUUCAAUGCAUACUCAUGCGCUACUACAAAUGGGAAAAAGUUACCACGUCUUUCCACGUCAUAAAGAGACCGAAAAUUUCCACAUGAGUAGACAUUGACCGCUUUGACUGUUGCAACGAUAAAGUAUAGAUUUUCGAUGAAGGCUAGCAAUAGUUUUAAUAACAGUGUUACUAAGUAACUGCGCUCACUUUAGUAUUACAUUACGUACCAUCUAGAGAAGUAAGACUUUGAUCGAGGAAAUUCAGAGAGUUUAUGCUCGAUAUGACAGUAAAAGUUCAGUAAUCAAGCUCUUUUAUGCUAAACUCUGUACUAAUGUUUCGAUUUCUCCUGAGAGAUGUCAUUUUUAGGUAAGAUUAAUAAAACAUAAACGGUUCUCUCUGCUCUUUUGUCUGAUUCAUUCAUCUUUAAAACUGAUAUUUGGUAGUUCAAAGGAGCCACAAAAAUCCCUGUUUUUUCUUUAGAUUGUUUUCUUUAAUUUUGAAAAUCGUUCGUCCAUCAUGUUUAGAAUCAUCGGAUUCGAUAUCGUUUUAUAGAACUUCGCAUUGGAAAUUUUCUUCGUGCU